AUGAAGGCUCAAUUUGUUAUCCUAUUCGUUGUUAUGUGCUUGGCUUUGGCUUUUGAAUGCUACGCCGCUCCCCCCCCUCCCGUUUGCAAUAUCGUUCUUCAGGGACAGUUUACACACCAAACUGGCGAUGGAAAUUCCGGCUGCUUUGGUCUUGACAGUUCCGAUCCAAUAAGCAGUAUUACGCUUGGCAAAGCUACCACUAAGUGGACGUUUUUCUCUGACUUUGGCUGCAAAGGAACUGUUGUUGACACCGGUGUCGGUGAUAAAAAGUUUGCCACUCCUAUCGCGCCUAACUCGGUUCUAUUGGCGUGUCCAUAG
Molecule: messenger RNA, 318 nt
Organism: Paraglomus brasilianum
Lineage: Eukaryota; Fungi; Glomeromycota; Glomeromycetes; Paraglomerales; Paraglomeraceae
Source: the annotation of a GenBank genome assembly